GCAACCCCUUUCGGAAGGGGCGUGUGGCUGAUCGAGUCAGCGCUGCCGGAGCCUCUCAGCCCGCAUUUCCAUCAGCAGCAGUAGCAGCACAGAGCGGUGACGCGCCGAGCAUACAGAGGGGAUAAACUUACACAUACAAACACAUUGACGAGGACUAGUGGGCUGCUAUCUCGUGGCUGUUUCUUUUUUGACGAGGACUUCUAGUUGGUGACUAUCUCUAGCCUAUCGUUUAUUUAUUUUUUUCCCCGGUCAACCUUUGGAAGUGACUGUUCUUCUCCUCCCGAUCCAUGCUCAAAGUGUUGAUAAGCGGGGAUAUCGGCGGAUAUCACGUUGAUUAAAAGAACGAGGGAGAGAGAGAGAGAGCGAGAGUGAGGACUGGAGAGACAGCGCAGCGGAGCUGUAACGCGGAGAGAGGAGCGAGUUUUUCGGUGGCAUCGGCAGUGCGCCUUUUGUUGGGACUCGGGACCGUAUGGUGCAGUUUUUAGCACCGAGGUGAAGACGGUUCAAACACCGAGAAGGACAUACCUGUGUGCUGCUAUUAGUCGCUCCGGAGGACCGCUUGUGGUUGUACCCAAAGAACACGGAUAUAGGAACGCGCUCCCUCCACGCAGGGGAGAGAGAGAGAGGGAGAGAGAGAGAGGGCUGAGGGUUGCCGAGUACAACCCGAGAGGUCUGGGAGUCCUCAACACGCAGGUGAUCGCAGUUUCUUGACCCGUGCGCAUCGAUCCACGGAUUAACUCGUCUUGGAUCAUCGGCCGCCUUUCUGGAGUAGGCGACGGACGGAUUGGGGUUGUUUGGUUUCUUUAUAUUCUAGAGUUGGGGUCGUCUUCUCCAGGGAGGAUAUGGCAACACUAAAAGCAUCGGCCAGAGACACGGGGGUUGGCAGCGAGGGGAAGCAGUAGCUGAUGACAGGAUGCGAGCAGCGACCUGAGAGUCACUCACAGCAGUUCCCACCCUGGUUCAAGACACUUCUGUUUUCUUUUGCGUGCGGUGAUUUCCGCCUCAUGACGCUGACUAUACCGAGACUGAAGAACACUGCCCGACACCUCUGAGGAGUUUCAUUCACGUUUUUCUUUUUGUUGCAGUUGCAUGUUUUUUCCAGUAUUUUUUAUAUCUUUUUUUGUGACUCAACAAGGAUGUAUUGUGGAUUAGACUUUAUCCUUCUAUUGGGAUUCGUCUUGGCUGUCAGGGCUUUCAAAAACGAUAAAUGUGGAGACAACAUCAGAAUCACAAAGGCAAACUACCUCACCUCGCCUGGCUACCCGGCGUCAUACUCUCCCUCACAUAAAUGUGUGUGGGUGAUAACGGCGCCUGGGCCUCACCAGCGGAUCCUAAUCAACUUCAAUCCACAUUUUGAUCUGGAGGACCGGGAGUGCAAUGGGACCGUUGAGAGUCCCCCAAUAUGUAGUCUGGCCUAUGGCUCUGGUCUCUAUGCCAACCUCAAUCACGUGGACCUGGGGUUCCUGAGGUUUGUGUCGGCCAUCGGCACGCAGGGCGCCAUCUCCCAGGAGACCAAGAAGACGUAUUACGUCAAGUCCUACAAGGUGGACGUCAGCUCCAACGGAGAGGACUGGAUCACGCUGAAGGAGGGCUCCAAGCAGAAGGUUUUCCAAGGCAACACCAACCCGAAGGAGGUUGCCAGGGCGAUGCUGCCAAAGCCCACGCUGACUCGCUACCUGCGCAUACGCCCUGUUGCCUGGGAGACGGGAAUCGCACUGCGCUUCGAGGUGUACGGCUGUAAGAUAUCAGAGUACCCGUGUUCGGGCAUGCUUGGCAUGGUGUCCGGCCUGAUCAACGACGCCCAGAUCACGGCCUCGUCGCAUACAGACCGCAGCUGGUCUCCGGAGAACUCGCGGCUGCUGACCAGCCGGUCGGGCUGGACGCUGCUGCCCCAGCCCCAGCCCUUCGCCAACGAGUGGCUGCAGGUGGACCUGGGCCAGGAGAAGCUGCUGCGAGGCCUGGUCAUCCAGGGGGGGAAGCACCGCGACAACAAGGUGUUCAUGAAGAAGUUCCGCCUAGGCCACAGCAACAACGGCUCCCACUUCAGCAUGCUGAUGGACGACAGCGGCAGCAGGCCCAAGAUCUUCGAGGGGAACAUGAACUACGACACCCCAGAGCUGCGGACCCUGGAGCCCCUGCUGACGCGCUACAUACGGGUGUACCCGGAGAGGGCCGCCCCCGCUGGCAUGGGCCUCCGCCUCGAGAUCCUGGGCUGUGAGAUCGAAGCUCCCACCAUCCCCCCCACCACGCAGCCCCCCAGCGCCCCGCCGGCGGACGAGUGUGAAGACGGCCGGGCCAGCUGCCACAGCAGCACAGGUGAUGACUACGACCCCACAGAUGGCACCACGACCCCGGAGACCACCACUGCCGAGCUGGACACCGUUCCAGCCUUCCUGUGGUUCGCCUGUGACUUCGGCUGGGCCAGCGACCCCUCCUUCUGCAGCUGGACGUCCGAGGACACAGGAUCCAGGUGGCAGAUCCAGUCCAGCGGAACCCCCACCCUCAACACCGGCCCAAACAUGGACCACACAGGGGGCUCUGGUAACUUCAUCUACACGCUGGCCACCGGCCACCAGGAGACGGAGGUGGCGCGUCUGGUCAGCCCCAUGGUGAGCUCCCCCGACGCCGACCUCUGCGUCUCCUUCUGGUACCACAUGGUCGGCCCGCGCAUCGGCAUGCUGCACCUGAAGCAGCGCAAGCAGACCCCCGAAGGGCCCGCCGACGUCGUGCUGUGGACCGUCAGUGGUCACCAGGGCAACCGCUGGAGGGAAGGCCGCAUUCUCAUCCCGCACUCCAACAAACCCUACCAGGUGGUGAUUGAGGGGCUGGUGGAGAGGAAGAGCUGGGGAGACAUCGCUGUGGACGACAUAAAGAUUCUGGACGGCAUCAGCAUGGCCGAAUGCCACGAUCCGUUUGUGCCCACGGAGCCAAUGUUGCCGGAAGAUCGACUCAAUAAAAUCAUCGAGGAGACCACCGACUACCCGGACCUGGUGGUGAGCAACGAGAUCAGCGGGCCGGGCAACAUGCUGAAGACCCUGGACCCCAUCCUCAUCACCAUCAUCGCCAUGUCCGCCCUGGGCGUCUUCCUAGGCGCCAUCUGUGGCGUGGUGCUGUACUGCGCCUGCUCGCACGGCGCCAUGUCGGACCGCAACCUCUCGGCGCUGGAGAACUACAACUUUGAGCUGGUGGACGGCGUGAAGCUAAAGAAGGACAAGCUCAACGUACAGAACUCGUACUCGGAGGCGUGAGGAGGAGAUGGAGGAGGAGGAGGAGGAGGAGGAGGA
This is a messenger RNA of Gadus chalcogrammus (walleye pollock), 3284 nucleotides long. RefSeq names its product neuropilin 1a (gene nrp1a). The transcript is spliced from 15 exons. NCBI's taxonomy places the organism in Eukaryota, Metazoa, Chordata, Actinopteri, Gadiformes, Gadidae. The record is from RefSeq and is a predicted model, not a curated record. Gene Ontology annotation, cellular component: membrane. Bases 1137 to 3248 code for a protein of 703 amino acids.